AUGCAACUUCCUCCACCUCAAAUCUUGUCUACCUUCCCACAACCGAAUUAUAUCGACCCAGUCACGAGAGGACCUUUACUUCUCAUAAUCACCGUCGUUUUCCUUCCGAUUGUGUACAUUGUGGUUGGUCUACGAACCUUCACCCGGCUUUAUCUUUCCAAACAUUUUGGUGUUGAUGAUGUAUUUCUUUUAAUUGCCCUUGUUCCGACUACCGUCUGCGCUGUUAUUGCACUUCUCGCCCAAGAUCGUUGGAGUUGGAACCGUCAUAUUUGGGAUGUUACACCAGAUUAUGCUGAGUUUGGACUUAAGAUCUCUAUAUUGCUGGAGUGUUUGUUCGGACUUGCUGUUGGAUUCACAAAGAUUUCUUUGCUCAUCUUGGUUAUGCGGGUCAUGUCCAGAGGAACAGGUCUUCUCAAAAACUUAGCCAUUGCAAUGAUUGUAAUAGUGGCAUGUGAAGCCAUCGCUUUUGACUUGGUUAUCAUCAACAACUGCAGUCCUAUUUCAGACUACUGGAAGAUAUCCUUCUCACCGCAAAACUGCAUCAACGAGCGAACUCAUCUACUCACGAGCGCAAUUAUUAAUACAUGCUCUGAUUUCUUUGUUUUCUUUCUGCCGAUACCCACAGUGUUUAGCCUUCCAAUACCCUUUCGUCAACAAUUUAUGCUCUUUCUUCUCUUCGCUGCUGGUUUGGUUGUCUGUGCUGCGGGUGUUAUAUGCACCGCACUACCGGCGACGAAACCAUUCUUCUCUACAUUUCUCCCUACUCUAUUUGGACAUCGCACUCGAUCUUCGGACGAAAGUCAACACAUCAAAAUGAAUCAAUCUCAAGUAGACCUCAAACAACCCGAACAGUUUUUCUGCAUCGGCGAUAUACCAGAUCCAAUGGCCGCAGAUAUAGAAAUAUCCGACGAAAUGAUAAAAUCCCGACAGAUGCUUCCAUUAUCAUAUCUCAGUUCUCAAUCAUCAAAUCGAGCAUCAUCCCAUCGAGGGUCAUCAUAUCGGCAAUCAUCCAAUGUACCAUCAUAUUACCAUCGAUCUUAUCAUACUUAUGAUACUCGAGAUAUCGAAUUCGACGAAGCAAGGAUGAGCAUUGGAUCAUACUUGGGACGAGAUUCAGCUCGUCUAACCCAACAAUCGGAUAGAACGCAUCGAACCGACCGAGCAAGUCUAAGCACUUUCAUCACCGAAGAACCUGGAUCGUCACGUUUAUCACGAUUCGCUAGCAGUUUAAUAGAGGUUCCAUUUGGUGUUAAUCAAUAUGGAGGAGGACAAGAGUUGCACCCGUCCGAGAGUCAAGAUGUCUUGAUACAUGCAAGAUGA
Sclerotinia borealis F-4128 is the source of this 1320-nucleotide messenger RNA. The record is from the annotation of a GenBank genome assembly. Lineage: Eukaryota; Fungi; Ascomycota; Leotiomycetes; Helotiales; Sclerotiniaceae.